Molecule: messenger RNA, 446 nt
Organism: Gorilla gorilla gorilla (western lowland gorilla)
Lineage: Eukaryota; Metazoa; Chordata; Mammalia; Primates; Hominidae
Gene: SFTA2
Product: surfactant associated 2
Exons: 3
Coding region: 75-311 (78 amino acids)
Source: RefSeq, a predicted model, not a curated record
GUAGAAACAGGCCUGUUAAGGAGAGGCCACCGGGACUUCAGUGUCUCCUCCAUCCCAGGAGCGCAGUGGCCACUAUGGGGUCUGGGCUGCCCCUUGUCCUCCUCUUGACCCUCCUUGGCAGCUCACAUGGAACAGGGCCGGGUAUGACUUUGCAACUGAAGCUGAAGGAGUCUUUUCUGACAAAUUCCUCCUAUGAGUCCAGCUUCCUGGAAUUGCUUGAAAAGCUCUGCCUCCUCCUCCAUCUCCCUUCAGGGACCAGCGUCACCCUCCACCAUGCAAGAUCUCAACACCAUGUUGUCUGCAACACAUGACAGCCAUUGAAGCCUGUGUCCUUCUUGGCCCGGGCUUUUGGGCCGGGGAUGCAGGAGGCAGGCCCCGACCCUGUCUUUCAGCAGGCCCCCACCCUCCUGAGUGGCAAUAAAUAAAAUUCGGUAUGCUGAAUUCAA